CUCGGUGUCGGUGGUGCUGAAGUUUCGAUACAUUUAAUUAGAUUGAAGGUUUAAUAAACAAGUUUCUAUAGUUGGAAGUCCAUUUUGCAAACAACCGAUAGUUCGAGGGUUUUCUUGCAAAAUUGAUUAUCGUCGACUAAAAAUACCCUAAAAAAUCGAAACGCUUCUUCGACUUCGCCGCAGUGCGCUCAUCCUAUCGUAAUGGCGAGCAACAAUCCGUCGCAGCUUCUUCCAUCAGAGCUGAUAGACAGGUGCAUAGGGUCGAAGAUAAGGGUGAUAAUGAAAGGAGACAAGGAGCUCGUCGGGGUUCUCAAAGGCUUCGACGUUUACGUCAACAUGGUCCUUGAGGAUGUCACCGAGUAUGAGAUUACAUCAGAAGGAAGCCGUGUCACGAAGCUUGAUCAGAUUCUACUCAAUGGCAACAACAUCGCCAUUUUGGUGCCAGGUGGAGCUCCUGAAGACGUAGAAUGAGAUUUGAUUGUUAUGUUAAUGACUCGUCUUGUAACUUUGGUUUUUGAUAUAAAUCUUUUGUUCACAAGAUACUAGUUGAUAAUUUCUUAACUCAUAAUGACAAAUUGUUCAUUGUGAAAGAGGAGCUGAAGCUUUAUAUGUUUUUUUUUUAAUUAGACU
Molecule: messenger RNA, 630 nt
Organism: Brassica rapa (field mustard)
Lineage: Eukaryota; Viridiplantae; Streptophyta; Magnoliopsida; Brassicales; Brassicaceae
Product: sm-like protein LSM5
Biological process (GO): mRNA splicing, via spliceosome
Cellular component (GO): U4/U6 x U5 tri-snRNP complex; Lsm1-7-Pat1 complex; U6 snRNP
Molecular function (GO): RNA binding
Source: RefSeq, a predicted model, not a curated record